CAUCAAUUCAUCACCUAAUGCAAAAACACAGUGUAUGUCCAUAGCUUAUUUUUUAGCUAAAUUAGACUAUAGAAAGACUGUUUCGUCCAAGCUUAAUUUGUGCUGCACUAGUUAGGUCUAUUGUCCGUACCAUAUUUGUAAGACCUCAUUGAUGAAAGUAAAUGUACAUGACCAAAGCCCAACUAUAACAAAGCUAGCUCAAGAUUAACGCCCAAGCCCAUAUAAAGAAGGCCCAAGACCCUUACAACAGAACCCUUGUACUAAUGAGUGUUUGACUCGAAUCCUAAGACUCAGCUCAACAUUGCAAAGCAAAUCACCACCGCCAGCAGCAUGGGAGCCACCAUAGGGGGACUACGAGCAGCAUUCAUGAAGCACAACACAGGGAAGCUCAGAGGACUAUGCAAGGCUAGAAACAGACACCUUACAAUCACGCAGAGUUUCCUUGAAACAAACAACUUUCACCCCUGUAAAUGGGUUAGCUAGGAAUCAAGCAAUUGUGGAAUCAGAGCUAAGAACUAUGUACAAGAAGUGAAGAAGCACUUCAAUAUAUACCCUCACUUAUAAGAACUAUGAUAGUCCUUACCUCUAAAUUUGUACUAAUUUUUGGUUGGUUGAGUCUUACUGAUCUUUUUUCUUUUUAAAUAUAUAAAACUGAAGUAACAGUGAAAGGGAUAGUUUUGUCAUUAGAACGUACAAAUGAGUGAGUCAAAUUCACAUAAAAAGGCACACAUUCUCUCGAUCUUUACCCACUGCGGUGGAAGUCACAGGCACACGAUCCCAUCAUGGAACUGCAAGAAGAAACCACCAUCAUAGCUGCUCUCUCUACUCUCACUCCUCCCCAGCUUUCAGAUCUCACCCACUCCAUCCUCUCUCAAUCUCUCUACCAUCACCACCGUCUCUCCUCUCUCCUCUCCUCUCCCUCCUCCUUCUCCCUCACCCUCCACCUUCUCCGCUCCCUUUCCCUCCCUCACAAAACCCUCCUCAUUGCCAAGCAUCUCCUCUCCUCCCUCCACCAACUCACCCGUCACUUCCACCCACCUCCACUUCCUCCGCAUCCCUCCGCCACCAUCAAACACAGAGACCUUGACGCAGCACUACUCCUCCUACUCCUUUGUGACGUCCAUCAAUAUAACCCUGAAAUACUCAAAAGCCCACGUACUGAAUGGAUGGGAAUUUUAAGCAAACGCUACUCUGAUGCCAUGUUAAUGCAGUCUGGCAUUGGGGUGCAUUAUGGAGGCGUCGUUUUACCUUUCGUUGAGAUGAUAAUAAGGUGUUGGAGGUUAGUGGCUUUAAUGGGUGGUUGUGGAAGGAAGGAGGGGAGAGAGGUGGCAGCAGCACCAUCAGCUGUGGUGGCACUACCGACGGUGGAGGUGAGAAGAGGUGGUGGUGGGGAGUGUGUUGUAUGUAGAGAAGAGAUGAGAGAAGGGAGAGACGUGUGUGAGUUGCCAUGCGAACACUUGUUUCAUUGGAUGUGCAUUUUGCCAUGGUUGAAGAAGAGGAAUACUUGCCCGUGUUGCAGGUUUCAGCUUCCCUCCGAAGACGCGUUGGGAGAGAUCCAACGGCUGUGGAGUGUUCUGAUCAAGAAAGGAGGUGGGUCCCUUAAUGGAGAACGUGUAAGCGCUGAAAGUAGAGUCACACGUUGAUGAUAGUGACACGUGUGGUUAGUACAGAGGCAAGUGCAUGUAUGGAUUAGAAAUAAAAAUAAAUGAGGAGGAUGAUUGAGAUUUUUAUUUUUAGAA
Molecule: messenger RNA, 1739 nt
Organism: Hevea brasiliensis (rubber tree)
Lineage: Eukaryota; Viridiplantae; Streptophyta; Magnoliopsida; Malpighiales; Euphorbiaceae
Product: E3 ubiquitin-protein ligase SGR9, amyloplastic
Exons: 1
Coding region: 783-1643 (286 amino acids)
Biological process (GO): protein ubiquitination
Cellular component (GO): cytoplasm
Molecular function (GO): ubiquitin protein ligase activity
Source: RefSeq, a predicted model, not a curated record